ACAUAAAAAUCUCUCCACCCUCCCCGCUCUCUCUGCAAAAAAAUCUGUCAACCUUACUCCAACAACCACCAAAAUCACUUGAAGAAGAAGAAGAAGACAACAACAAACCCCUUCUGGAUUUGGUUCACUCUCUGUUCUCCGUUUGGUUUUUACUCAUAGAUUUUGAUGAGUGGGUGGUUUUAAAUUUUCGAAUUUAUCCAUCAGAUUCUGUUUUUUUCAUUUUUUUUUGUUGAAAAAUUCGGUCUUUUGUCUUUUUUUUUUUUUUUUUAUAAUCUUUAGGCCGAAAUCUGAUCUGGGUAUUUUUCGAAUCUAUUGUUUUUGUUUUUGAUAUCUUGUGUGUCAAUUCAUGGAAGCGGGAAAUAAGAGUGGGAAAUCCAAGAAGGGUGUUUGUGUUGACGAACCAGAGACGAUGAUGGGAAAAGAAGAAGAUCAGGUAUGGGAGAUUGACAGGAAAGUUGAAGAAGAUCUUGAGUUGAGUUUGGAGAGAAGACAAUGGAAGACAGUUUUUGAUGAAUCUUCCAUGUCUGAUAGGCCUCUGAAAAAGAUUCGUAGCCCUGACCGUCAUGGCGGCCAUGAUCCAUCUCUAACUCUCUGCAACUCUCCUCCUCCUCCUCCUCCUUCUGGUUUUCCCCCUAUGUUUCCUUUCGCUUUCGAUUCAUCUCAACGACCAUUUAAUCUUCCUCAACAGUUUCCAACUUCGUCUUCUUCUCAACUCCCUGCUUUUCACUCACCGUUUCAACCUCAUCAGAACCAGCAACACAUGAUUUCUUUCGGUCCUCAACAUGGAAAUCUCGGUUAUCCUCCAUUUUUUACAAGAGAAUCACCCAUGGCGGGCCAACAUCAGCAACAACAGCUUCUUCAGUACUGGAGUAAUGCAUUGAAUCCGAGUCCGAGAGGGAGGAUGAUGAUGAUGAUGAACAGAUUUGGUCAAGAUAAUCGGCCAUUGUUUCGACCAACAUUACAGCCAUUAAACACCACGAAGCUUUACAGAGGAGUACGGCAACGGCAUUGGGGAAAAUGGGUAGCCGAGAUUCGUCUUCCUCGCAACAGGACUCGUCUCUGGCUCGGCACAUUUGACACAGCGGAAGACGCUGCCAUGGCCUACGACCGUGAAGCCUUCAAGUUGAGAGGCGAAAAUGCCAGACUAAAUUUCCCUGAGCGGUUUUUCAACAAGGAGAAAUCAGCUUCCACACCAUCAUGUUCAGCAGCUUCUUCUUUCCCAACUCUCCAGAUUUCCACCACUGAAACCAUGCCGCCGCCGCCGCCGCCGCCGCCUCCGCCGCCGCAGGAGGAUAAUCCUGACAGUGAUUCAGGAAUUGGGUCGAGUGAAGCUACGGCGAAUGACGAAGUACAAGGUUCUGGUGCAGGGGAUAAUCAGGAGCUGGCUUGGGGAGCCGUGGCAGAAGCUUGGUUUAAUUCAAUUCCAGCGGGCUGGGGUCCUGGAAGUCCUGUAUGGGAUGAUUUAGACACUACCAGUAAUCUUCUCUUUCCUUCAAAUCUGGGUUUUCAGGAACAAGAAUUCAUGAGUCAACAUGAACAAACUCACAAUUACAGAGAGCAAGAUAAUACAGGCUCUGCUUCUUCUUCUUCUUCCUCUUCCUGUCCCAUGAGACCUUUCUUCUGGAAAGAUCAGGAUUGAUCUUGAUCUCUUCCUGUCAAUCAAACCCGUCAGAUUUUUGUUUUUCUCCCUAACUGGUUGCAGAUUUUUCAUUCCACCAACCUCUGAUUUACAGACUAGACUUCUUCUUACUCGUCAAAAAUUUUUCCUUCAUUUUCCAGGUGCAGACUUUUCAAGAACCAACCUUUUAGUUGUUUGAUUUCUCCUUUCCCAACCCAGUUUGAAUUUCAGGUUUUUAGAUUCUACUUCCACUCCAAUCUGCUGGCUGCAUAUUUCUAGGCCUUCUUGUUUUGGUAGUGGCAAGUUUAGCUUCAUAGACUUUCUACAUUUUUACUUGUGGAAUUUUGAUUUUAGUGUUUGCUUAUUAUAUUUAUAUAUUAUAUAUAUAUAUAUAUGUAUGCAUGUAUGUAGUGGCAGGACCAGGAAGAAGAUGGAGACAGUUUUGUGAUCUCCAUGGUCCAUAUCCAUCACUGACUUUGUUUUUCUGUUCAGUGAAUGUUGGCAUGGUGCCAA
Molecule: messenger RNA, 2131 nt
Organism: Carica papaya (papaya)
Lineage: Eukaryota; Viridiplantae; Streptophyta; Magnoliopsida; Brassicales; Caricaceae
Product: ethylene-responsive transcription factor ERF054
Biological process (GO): regulation of DNA-templated transcription
Cellular component (GO): nucleus
Molecular function (GO): DNA binding; DNA-binding transcription factor activity
Source: RefSeq, a predicted model, not a curated record